CGCGCCUCCGGACAUGCUAGGGGCAUCGCCGAACCGGCCAGAUCGGGGCUAGGAGCGCGGGGUGGGGGGUGGGGGCCGGGGUCGGAUCGCGGUCGGUCCCGCCGUCCCUCCGUCCUGCCGAGCCGGGACGUGCGUGCCGCGCUCAGGUCGCCGCGGAGAGGGAGCGAGGGAAGCGGCGGGAGGGCGGGGGAGCAAAAGCCGGAGCACUCGCCGGAGGCUGGAGGAGGCUGAGCCGCGUCCCCGCCCCGCUGCGCCUAUGCGGUACUUGAGGUACUGGAAGGAUGGCGAAGAGGUCGCGCAGUGAGGAUGAGGACGAUGACCUUCAAUAUGCUGAUCAUGAUUAUGAAGUACCGCAACAAAAAGGACUGAAGAAACUGUGGAACAGAGUAAAGUGGACACGAGAUGAGGAUGAUAAAUUAAAGAAGUUGGUUGAACAGCAUGGAACUGAUGACUGGACCUUAAUUGCUAGUCAUCUUCAAAAUCGUUCUGAUUUUCAGUGCCAGCAUCGAUGGCAGAAAGUUUUAAAUCCAGAAUUGAUAAAGGGUCCCUGGACUAAAGAAGAAGAUCAGAGGGUUAUUGAAUUAGUUCAGAAAUAUGGGCCAAAAAGGUGGUCUUUAAUUGCAAAACAUUUGAAAGGAAGAAUAGGCAAACAGUGUAGAGAAAGAUGGCAUAAUCAUCUGAAUCCUGAGGUAAAGAAAUCUUCCUGGACAGAAGAGGAAGACAGAAUCAUCUAUGAAGCUCAUAAGCGGUUAGGAAAUCGUUGGGCAGAAAUUGCCAAACUACUUCCUGGAAGGACUGACAAUUCUAUAAAAAAUCAUUGGAAUUCUACUAUGCGAAGAAAAGUGGAGCAGGAAGGCUACUUACAAGAUGGAAUAAAAUCAGAUCGGUCUUCAACUAAACUCCAACAUAAACCUUGUGCAGCUAUGGAUCAUUUGCAAACCCAGAAUCAGUUUUACAUACCUGUUCAGAUACCAGGCUAUCAGUAUGUGUCAGCUGAAGGCAAUUGUGUAGAACAUAUUCAGACUUCUUCUGCCUUUAUUCAGCAACCAUUUGUUGAUGAAGAUCCUGAGAAGGAAAAAAAAAUAAAGGAACUUGAACUGCUUCUAAUGUCAGCUGAGAAUGAAGUUAGAAGAAAGCGAGUUCCAUCACAGCCUGGAAGUUUUUCUAGCUGGUCUGGUAGUUUCCUCAUGGAUGACAGUAUGUCUAACACUCUCAAUAGCUUCGAGGAGCACACUAGUGAGUUUUACAGUAUGGAUGAAAAUCAGACUGUGUCUGCUCAGCAGAACUCACCCACAAAGUUCCUGACUGUAGAGGCAAAUGCUGUGCUGUCCUCUCUACAGACCAUCCCAGAAUUUGCAGAGACUUUAGAACUUAUUGAAUCUGAUCCUGUAGCAUGGAGUGAUGUUACCAGUUUUGAUCUUUCUGAUGCUGUUGCGUCUCCUGUCAAGUCCACCCCAGUUAAAUUAAUGCGAAUUCAACACAAUGAAGGAGCCAUGGAAUGCCAAUUUAAUGUCAGUCUUGUACUUGAAGGGAAAAAAAACAGUUCUAAUGGUUCAGACAGUGAGGCUAUUUCUUUAACGUCCCCAAAUGUGGCCAAGUUCAGCACUCCACCAACCAUCCUCAGAAAGAAGAAAAGAAUACGAGUGGGUCAGUCUCCUGGCGGUGAACUUAACGACGGUUCAUUCAGUGAUGGAAGUAAUGCCGCACUAAAGCACACACCAGUGAAAACACUACCAUUUUCUCCUUCACAGUUUUUCAACACAUGUCCUGGAAAUGAACAAAUUAGUAUAGAAAAUCCUGCAUUUACAUCAACCCCAAUUUGUGGACAGAAAGUUCUCAUUACACCUCUUCAUAAGGAAACAACUCCCAAAGACCAAAAGGAAAAUGUGGGGUUUAGAACUCCUACUAUUAGAAGAUCUUUACUGGGUACCACACCAAGAACUCCUACUCCUUUUAAGAAUGCACUUGCUGCUCAGGAGAAAAAGUAUGGACCUCUUAAAAUUGUGUCACAGCCACUUGCCUUCUUGGAAGAAGAUAUUCGGGAAGUUUUAAAGGAAGAAACUGGAACAGACAUAUUCCUCAAAGAAGAUGAAGAACCUACUUACAAAAACUGCAAACAAGAGCACACUCCUGUGAAGAAAGUCAGAAAAUCACUAGUUUUAGAUAACUGGGAAAAAGAAGAACAAGGCACUCAACUAUUAAAUGAAGACAUUUCAGACAUGCAGUCAGAAAAUAUAUUUACAACAUCUUUAUUAAUGAUACCAUUAUUGGAAAUACAUGACAAUAGGUGCAACUUGACUCCAGAAAAACAAGAUAUAAAUUCAACCAACAAAACAUACACACUUAAUAAAAAGAAACCAAACCCUAACAUUUCCAAAGUUGUCACAUUGGAAAAGAAUAUUCAGUCAAGUUGUGAAUGGGAAACAGUGGUUUAUGGGAAGACAGAAGAUCAACUUAUUAUGACUGAACAAGCAAGAAGAUACUUGAGCACUUACACAGCUACCAGCAGCACUUCAAGAGCUCUAAUAUUGUAAUUAUUAAUGCUGAAAUGUCCCACUUCCUUGAUAUAUUGCCAUAUACUAACUUAGGUUGCAGUGAAAAGUCUGUGAAUUAAUUCUUUUUUAGGUUUUAAUAACAGCCCUAAAAAUGUUUACAUCUGUUUUCACCUUGGGCUACAGAAAGUUAAAUUAUUUGAGGGGGUAGGCAAUUUAGUUUGUUUUUUAAAGAAAUGAAAUAAAAAUCUGUUUUUAAAGAACAAGAUGGGAAAAACAUAUUAGAAUAUUCAUAAUAUUUAAAAGUAAAUUCUUCUGUCUUUUUUAAAAAGAAGAUAUAUAUAACUACUCUUUUGAUACUGCUUUUGUUAUAGACAGGCUUAUGAUAUGUAUGAAAUAGUUUUGCCUGUGUACUGGUUUACCUAGACUAUGACUUACAAUGAAACACAGUGAAAAGGAAUUUAAAGGAAAGAUAGAAAGUUGCACUACUUAUUUUUGACAUUUAAAAAAACAGUGAAAUUAACUACAGUGUUAAAUGUAUUUAUUUGAGCAUAGUACUAAAAACAAAACAAAACAAAAAAGACAUUGAAAAUGUUUUUUUUUUCCUUAUUAGUAAAGAGUCAGUAUUUUCAUAAAUCUCAGAAAGCUGAGACUUUUGUUGAAUGUAUUGUACAGUAUAGAGGAGCAGGAGAACUGUGUAAAUUAGAGAAAAGUCUGUUUUAUAAUUUAUUUUUCCUUUUUAAAGCUUAAUUGUAGAUAUGUAUACCUAUAUAAGGUUUCUCGAAGCCAGUGUUGUUUCCUGUUAUUACAACUGAUACAGAAAAGAACAAGUUUAACUUUUAAGUAUGUGAUAAUAGUAACUUAUAGCUGCAAAGAAUACAAAAUCUAUACUGUAUGUUACAUCUACCUAAAUAUUGCACUAUGCCCUUUAAAUCAUGUUGGUUAUAAAAUAGUUCUAAAAUUUUAUUAAAUAAUUUAAUAUUUUCUUUUUAAAUUAUAUGGGGGUAUAUAAAUUAAUCUGGUGAUUUGUAUAUGUGUUUAAUUUUUUUUCAUUUUCUUUAAAAAGUAAUACGGUAACUUGGUUGCUAAAAGCAGUCUGCACUUAGAAGUUUAUUAUAUUUACUCAAUGUUUUCAAGUAGAGAACAUUGCCUUUUAUUUAUAAAAACUAUUUUGUCCUUUUAUAAAUGUUUGUGUUUCUCUACAGGUUACAACAGUUGCUUCAGUUGCCUGGUUUAGGUGUUUGCACUUAUUUUAUUUCUUUUUGAAAGAAUGUCUUUAUUUGCUUUUGUGUAGAGAUUUUAUGUAAUUUUUUCGAAACAUAUAAUGGUGCACUGUCAACUUAAACACUGACAGGUAAAUAGAAUUGUACACUGUAGUUUUAAUUAUUCAUAAUCGACACACUCUCUCCCUCUCCACUCCUGAAGUAUGCUGCUAUCCAAAGUGGCAGAAUUGGCUUGCUGCUAGGAGAGAAGGAAAGAGCUACCACCACCUGCACUGUGUGAAAAGAUAAAAGUCAAAUGAUGGCAAGUUCUCAAGUUAACUUGGUGGAGCUGCACCAUUACCCAUUACAGAUUCUUGCAGUUACCAAAAUACUAUGCCUUAAAAACAAAACAAAAGCAACUAAACAAUUUUCUGAUAUUUUUAUGUUAACAGACAUAAAAAAUGCUAAGUAUUUUCAUGCCUAGUCCUUGAACAGUAGACCUAGAAGGCUUUUAAACUAUUUUAAGUCUAUUUAUUAGUUAUUGCAUAUGAGAUGUAGUGAGAAGUGAGGAAAGUGUAUGGUUCUAAGAUUAUGAUAUGCUGAUAACAGAUGAGCCCAUUUGAAUCUUUGUAGCAUGUCUUUUAAGUAUAUGUUGAAUGCUUCCUAAUUAGUGGACUUCUCAUAGUAAUUUUACUUUGUAAAACCAAUGAUUAUAGCAAAAGUAAUACAAGAUCAUUUCAAUUUCCAUCACCUGGAACUAAUAGUACAUAAUGGAGGUUUCUGGUUUUGGGUUUCUUCAUGUUGCCUUUAACUAGUUUGGAUGUACACAGCCUCCAGUUACCAAAGUGUAAUACUUUGUAAGAGCUCUAUUUUUUUAAGCAUGAGUUUUCUUGAGCAUUAAUGAUCUCAAAUGUAAUAUAUUGCAAAUAAGCCUGGGUUUCUUGGACAUAGUACAGACUUGGAUUGGUAUUGGUUGAAUCCUCCAGUUAACUGCUUUAUUGCUUUUUUGCAAGAUGAUUUUUAAUGUUAAGUAUGUCAGGCGUCUUAUGUCACCUUUAUUUAUACUCUUAUGUUCAUUUAAAUUUCUUUCAGUAUGUUAUUAAAAAUGCCAGACAUGUAGCAGGCAUACUUGCAUGGAAAAUGACUACACACAUAUAAUACACAUUUUGUUGUAAGGUUUUCACAUUAAUACAGCAAUUACCCUGACUAAAUUGAGUUUUUUAAUGUAUGGAAAACUUUCCAUGGUAAGAGAAUCUUGCAUACGAUGUUGACAUAUAUUACCAUAGAAAAUAAAGCAUCUGUGUACAACCUGA
Messenger RNA from Erinaceus europaeus (western European hedgehog), 5007 nucleotides. It is a transcript of the gene MYBL1, whose product is annotated as MYB proto-oncogene like 1. Lineage: Eukaryota; Metazoa; Chordata; Mammalia; Eulipotyphla; Erinaceidae. Gene Ontology annotation, cellular component: nucleus. Bases 282 to 2534 code for a protein of 750 amino acids. The transcript is spliced from 16 exons. The record is from RefSeq and is a predicted model, not a curated record. Gene Ontology annotation, biological process: regulation of DNA-templated transcription. Gene Ontology annotation, molecular function: RNA polymerase II cis-regulatory region sequence-specific DNA binding; DNA-binding transcription factor activity, RNA polymerase II-specific.